UUCUUGGGCCUUUGCGUUUUGGAGAGAGGGAGAGGGAAUUCCGUUUCUCCCCCCCUUCCCUCUUGCUCUUUUCCCCCCUUUCCCCGCCUCUCUCUCUCUCUCUCUCUCUCUCCGAACAGAACAAAUUCUAAGGUUCCAUGUGACAGAGAAAAUGUAGUUUUAUGUUUUUUAUUUUUAUCCGAAGAAAUCAGGUUGUGUUUCAUUUUUAUGUUGUGAGAAGAAGAAUCUUAAACCUCUGUGUCUUGAGUCUGGGUAAAAGAAGUGGUUUUAUUGUUUAAGGUCUUUGUGGGUAUCGAAGAUGGCGGAUGGAGAAGACAAGAACAACAGUGAUUUGUAUGCGGUUCUUGGAUUGAAUAAGGAAUGUACUCCAGCAGAGCUCAGGAACGCUUAUAAGAAACUUGCAAUGAGAUGGCAUCCAGAUCGCUGUUCCGCGUCGGGGAAUUCAAUGUUUGUGGAAGAAGCAAAGAAGAAAUUUCAGGCAAUCCAAGAAGCCUACUCUGUUCUUUCUGACGCAAACAAGAGGUUUCUGUACGACGUCGGAGCUUACGAAAGUGAUGACGACGAAAAUGGAAUGGGUGAUUUUUUAAACGAAAUGGCAGCCAUGAUGAGCCAAACAAAGCCUAAUGAGAAUGGGAAUGCACAAGAGAGCUUUGAAGAAUUGCAAGAGUUGUUUCAAGAGAUGUUUCAAGGGGAUAUGGGAUUCAACACAUUUGGAUCUAGUUCUCAGCCUACUACUUCUUCGUGUUCUGCUUCCUCUGCAUAUGCAACCUGUAGCGAAACCUCCAAUCCUAACAACAACAAGCGCAAUUCAUCAGAAAUGAAUUAUGGCAAGAAAAAGGUAGAUGAUUCUUCAGGGUUUCAUGCUCAUUUCCAAACCUUUUGUUUAGGGACAGGUGGAACAGCAGCAAGAUUUCAAGAAGGGGAAGGAAGCAAGAGGAGGAAUUCGAGGAAAACCCGGAGGUAGUAGGAGGCAGGGAAGGAAACAGAAGGUUUCAUCUCGCCACAAUGUCUCAUCCAAUGACUUGGGCAUUUCUGCUUCCUGAUGUAUUUGUCUUACCCGUUGACUGAAGCAGAUUCCGCACAGGAAUUUUUUUUUCUAACUCGCGGUAUAUUGACCCGGACAAGUCAGGCAGACAAAGGCACACACCCUGUGGCAUGUCUGAUCUCUUAUCAUCUUGAGGGAACAAACACCACCAAUUUUGGUGAUUGCAGAAGCAUCAGAAACCUUCUCAGUUUGGCUCUCUUAAUCAAGGCUUAGAAAAUGGCUUUGAUCUUCAAUGUAGUAGUUAUUUGCCAUGGCUGCCAGUAAAGUUCAUCUGUAGUGUCACGAUCCUGUGUUUUUCUCCUGUUUCUAGUGUUAGUAUCUUUCUAUGCUAGUCAGUGGAUCCUAUUCAAUCAUUGUUAUACUAUCAUAUUUGUUUAGUACAUACAUGUUUCAGUCAAGAAAAAGUUAGAUGGGGGUAUUAAAUUUUCGCAA
Messenger RNA from Carica papaya (papaya), 1477 nucleotides. RefSeq lists its product as uncharacterized. The record is from RefSeq and is a predicted model, not a curated record. Lineage: Eukaryota; Viridiplantae; Streptophyta; Magnoliopsida; Brassicales; Caricaceae.